Molecule: messenger RNA, 1116 nt
Organism: Pleurotus ostreatus (oyster mushroom)
Lineage: Eukaryota; Fungi; Basidiomycota; Agaricomycetes; Agaricales; Pleurotaceae
Exons: 9
Coding region: 1-1116 (371 amino acids)
Source: RefSeq, a predicted model, not a curated record
AUGGCGAGGCACCUCUCUCGAAGCGCGAUUAAUUACGCUACUCAUGUCGCCCCACGUCCUCAGUCGAUCUCGUACACGAAGGAGGGAGCAGUCACCGUUUCGUAUCCCACGCUGGCGUCUGAGCCUCUAUCGUUGGGUGCUUCGAUAGAAGAAGCAUUCGGCUCUCACCCUAAAUCUCUCGGUAUCAUCAUCGUUCGCGACCUACCACCUCAAUACCAGACGUACAGGGAGAGGCUGCUCAAGCUCGCGCAUAGUUUUGCAACGCUCCCAGAGCCUACCAGAGAAAAGUAUGCUGAUCCAACCUCAAAAUACAGUUUCGGGUGGUCUCAUGGCAAGGAAAUCAUGAACGGGAAGCCCGAUCUACUGAAAGGCUCGUAUUAUGCCAACCCAGUUGCGGACAGGCCUACAGUGUCAUCAACCUUACGGGCCAUGUACCCAGAGUACUACGGCAACAACAUUUGGCCAGAGAAAGGGGAGAAAGGAAUAGAAGGUUUCGAGGAAGCCUUCAAAGACCUUGGAGGAUUUGUACUCAAAGUGGGCUAUGCAUUGGCUGCCGCUUGUCAACCUUUCGCGUUGUCACAUCUCCGCGACACGUCCGUAUCAUUGCCAGAUAUCAUCGCCAACUCACAGACGACCAAGGCUCGCCUCCUUCACUAUUUCCCUCCUGCCCCAGGUACGACUCCGAAGGAAGAUGAACCUGUCGACAGUUGGUGUGGCUUCCAUCUCGAUCAUUCUAUCCUCACAGGGCUUUGUUCGGCCAUGUUCCUAGAACAAGGCGCGAAUGGUGCAGUCAAAAUAGUGGCUUCGCCGUCUCCUUCGUCAGGACUGUACAUCCGUACAAGGGGCGGCGAUCUAACCAAAGUCACCAUCCCUCCAGAUUGCUUGGCGUUCCAAACUGGAGAGGCGCUCCAGCUUGCCACUGGUGGAAAAUUACGCGCAACACCUCACUGCGUCCGGGUAGGAGGCAGCGCGAAUGCUGAGUCGAUUUCUCGCGAGACAUUCGCCCUCUUCAUGCAACCAGAAGUCAACCAACAGCUUUCCCCAUCACAAACUUUCGGAGAAUUUAGCAAGCGUGUUUUCGAUGAACAUUACAACGAAGACUCUAUGUCUAAAUAA